AUGAACUCCAGCGCCGUGUCUUCUCGGUCGCAUCCAUUGCGCCCGUCAAAUCCCAGGUCCGUAUCAACUCAUUCGCGGUCCCGGCGUCUCUCCGCACUCUCGGAUGCCGAACUUGGCCAGAAUGGCGACGCAAGCAGGACUGGAGCAGCUCAUCAGAUAACUGAAGAGAUAGCUGAGAUCAAAAAAUAUGAGGUACAUCCCAUAAGUUUAGAUUGGGUUCAGGAUGCUGCUCGUGAGCAGCUAAGAAGAAGGGCGAAGCGGAAAAGCAAUGUUAAUGUCUUUCAGAGAGGAGAUCAAGAUGGCUGGAGGUCUAAACUUUGGGAGUCUUAUGACGCCGGGCAAGCGUGGAUCGUUGUCAGCCUGAUUGGUGUCGUUAUUGGGUUGAAUGCUGCAUUUUUGAAUAUUGUCACGGAAUGGUUAUCUGACAUCAAGCUUGGCUAUUGCACCACCGGCUUUUAUCUCAAUGAGAAUUUCUGUUGCUGGGGUGCGGAAAAUGGUUGUCCUGAAUGGCACCGAUGGAGCAAUUUUUCGCCCGUCAACUAUACGAUAUACAUUCUGUUUUCGGCAUUAUUUGCGUUCAUGGCGGCUCGCCUCGUUAAAUCUUUUGCGCCCUACGCUGCAGGUUCGGGUAUCUCAGAGAUCAAAUGCAUCAUCGCCGGCUUUGUCAUGAAGGGAUUUCUCGGUUUUCCAACGUUGCUCAUCAAAUCCAUCGGCUUACCGCUUGCGAUUGCGUCUGGACUUUCUGUCGGAAAAGAGGGCCCAAGUGUGCAUUACGCGGUCUGUACUGGCAACGUUAUUUCGAGAUUCUUUGAUAAGUAUAGACGCAAUGCUGCAAAAACAAGGGAGAUCCUUAGUGCUUGUGCAGCUGCGGGAGUUGCGGUUGCUUUCGGCAGUCCAAUUGGUGGGGUAUUAUUCUCACUAGAGGAAAUGUCCUCGUAUUUUCCACUGAAGACUAUAUGGCGCAGUUAUUUUUGUGCGCUGGUGGCUACCGUUGUUCUGGCUGCUAUGAAUCCGUUCCGUACCGGCCAGUUGGUAAUGUUUCAAGUCAAAUAUGACCGUUCGUGGCACUUUUUUGAAAUCAUAUUUUACAUUGUCAUCGGCGCAUUUGGUGGACUAUAUGGUGCCUUUGUCAUCAAGUGGAAUCUGCGCGCUCAGGCUUUCCGGAAGAAGUAUCUUGCCAGUUAUCCGAUCAUAGAGGCAGUCUUUCUUGCUGCCUUGACCGCGAUUGUUUGUUAUCCAAACAAAUUCCUGCGAAUUGAUAUGACCGAGAAUAUGGAAAUUCUCUUUUUAGAGUGUGAAGGCGGCCAUGAUUACGAUGGCCUCUGCGAGCGCAAGAAUCGAUGGUGGAUGGUAUUUCUGCUUGCCAUUGCCACUAUACUUCGCAUCCUUCUCGUCAUCAUCUCGUAUGGAUGCAAAGUACCUGCGGGUAUUUUUGUCCCUUCUAUGGCGAUAGGCGCCUCCUUUGGUCGAAUGGUUGGCAUCCUUGUGCAGGCAUUGCAUGAAUCCUUCCCUCAUGCGAAAUUCUUUGCUUCCUGCCAACCGGACGUGCCUUGUAUCACUCCUGGAACAUAUGCUUUCUUAGGGGCUGCGGCUGCGUUAAGUGGCAUCAUGCAUAUUACGGUGUCAGUUGUUGUAAUAAUGUUUGAACUUACCGGAGCUCUGACGUAUAUCCUUCCCACAAUGAUCGUCGUAGGUGUCACCAAGGCAGUUGGCGAACGCUUUGGAAAAGGCGGUAUUGCAGAUCGAAUGAUCUGGUUCAAUGGAUUUCCUUUCCUGGACAAUAAGGAGGAGCAUACAUUUGGUGUGCCGGUCUCGCAAGUUAUGACAACUGACAUCUCGAUAAUCCCCUCUUCGGACCUAGAGCUGCAAGAUCUCGAGAAGCUGUUUCUUGACAACAGUUUUCAAGGCUACCCAAUUGUUGAAGACUCCAAUUCGCGGGCCUUGGUUGGAUAUAUUGGACGCACCGAGCUACGCUAUGCAAUUGAUAGAAUCAAGCGCGAACGCUACGUUCCACCAAAUGCAAAAUGCUUCUUUACGGCUUUACCAUCAGUGGAUUUUCCAUCUGCGGAAGCAAGACCGGUCACCUUUGAUGAUAUUGGGCCUACAUCAGACCUAACAUCAAUUGACUUCAGCCAAUUCAUCGAUCCGACCCCACUAGCAAUACACCCUCGUCUGCCGCUGGAAACAGUGAUGGAGCUAUUCAAAAAGCUAGGCCCUCGGGUAAUUCUUAUUGAAUAUCGGGGGAAGCUGACGGGUCUAGUAACUGUGAAAGAUUGCCUCAAGUAUCAGUUCAAGGUCGAGGCUCAUGAGAAUCCCAGGGACAAUUCAGCUUUGGAAGAAGGUCAAGCAAAAGCCUGGGCCGCUUUGUUGAGCUCGGCACGCUGGUUGGGACGAAUACUUGAUACGGUUUCUGGUGGCAGAUUUGGGCGAAAAGGAGAAACUAACAUUGCGCUUGGCUUUCGAACGGCUGCUCCUCAACCGGUGCGCAGGCCCUCGUUGUCGACGACAAGGGAUGAGCCCGAUCAGACAGCUGCAGACAAUGGGCUCGAACUAGAGAACCGUUAAAGAUUUAAUUCCCAUUCAUGAUUUAUGUCUAGAUUUCGAAUUACAAUUUGCCAUCCAAUAUUUAUCUAAUUACAUAUAGAGUCCGAUAAUGCAUUCGGAAAGUGUCCAAUCAGGGGAUAUCACAUUGCCACU
Molecule: messenger RNA, 2697 nt
Organism: Xylona heveae TC161
Lineage: Eukaryota; Fungi; Ascomycota; Xylonomycetes; Xylonales; Xylonaceae
Product: voltage gated chloride channel
Exons: 9
Coding region: 1-2565 (854 amino acids)
Biological process (GO): transmembrane transport; intracellular iron ion homeostasis; chloride transport
Cellular component (GO): fungal-type vacuole; endoplasmic reticulum; Golgi apparatus
Molecular function (GO): voltage-gated chloride channel activity
Source: RefSeq, a predicted model, not a curated record